Messenger RNA from Cladocopium goreaui, 477 nucleotides. NCBI's taxonomy places the organism in Eukaryota, Dinophyceae, Suessiales, Symbiodiniaceae. The record is from the annotation of a GenBank genome assembly.
CCCAUUUUAGCGGAGGGUUCUCGCCUUGCAGCUGGACGAAAUGGCCGAGCGCAGGCUACCCUGUCCAGAGCGCAUUGUCGAUAUGGUGGGCUUCGCGUUUGGUGUUGGCUCCUGUGGAGGUUUCUGCAUGACAUUCGUGCGAAGCCUUCGAGACUUCCCCAAGGGCCAUCGGCUUUCUGGUGCGUUCGCGGCGGCGCAAACCCGGGCACCAGUACUUGGGAGCACCUUUGCCAUGUGGUCAGGUCUCUUUCAUAGCUUCGAUUGUGCCGUUUCCCAGCGGCAUUUAGAUCCACAAGGCGCACGUUCUUCAGUGGAUGCCGCUUUCUGUGGCUUUUUGACAGCUGGAGUGCUUUCCCUUCGACAAGGACCGCGAGUGGCAUCCAUCAACGCUAUGUUUGGCGCCUUUUGCGUUGCGUUCAUCGAUGUCGUUUCAGGCACAGCUCGCAUGUGAGUGCAGCAAGCGCAAUCAAGGUAAAA